UGGGUCGCUUGACCCAUGCACAGGCCAGUGCAAACGAACGGCCUCUGCCUCCGGUCCUCCACCUCCACUGCUACCAAGUCUCCCAUUCGGCCACUCCUCCAGAUCGCCGGCCCCUCGCUCGGCUCGGCCAUGGCAGCCGGCUCCGCGCUGUCCCUCGUCGCGGCCGCCGUCUGCCUCGCCCUUGCCGUCCUCGCUCCCGCUGUCUCCGGAGAUGGUGCCACGUUGGAGUCAGUUCCAGACCUUGUGAAGGCAAUGUACCGAAACAUUGAAAGCUUCCCUUGUGUGAGGCUGCUGAAUCUUUCUGGUGAAAUUGGCUGUUCUAAUCCUGGAAGCGAAAAGAUCAUUGCACCUAUUGUAAGAUUCAAAAAAGGCAGCGAUCAUUUGGUUCAACCAUCCACUGUUCUUCUUCCCUUAGACCAGAUGUCAGAUUUCUUUCUGAGGGUAUCCAAUAAUCCAGAAUUUCACCAGAAAGUGUCUGGUGUACUGAUCGAGUCAAAUGGUGCCAAUAAUAACUUGCAAGAGUUGUCACCGGAUAGAAAAUUUCCACAAGAUGCUUUUGCACCCUACUCAAAUCGCAGCCAUGAUUGGAAUCCUGCUGGAUCAGGUAUUAUGUGGAACAGAUAUGACUUUCCUGUAUUUCUACUCUCAGAGGAGAGCACUCAGACUCUGCGAGAGGUUUCUGAAAAAAAUGAGAAGACUGACAAUGGAUAUAAAGCAAAUGUUGCAGAAUUCGACCUCAUUAUGCAGACAACUAAAGCUCAAACACAUGAUUCAGCAUCCUGCCUCAAAGAGCAUUCAUGCUUGCCCUUAGGAGGACACAGUGUAUGGGCUUCAUUACCGCCAAUUAAAAAUGGAUCUGCAGAGCAUCAGAAACCAAUAAUAUUGGCUAUCACAUCGCAAGACUCUGCAUCGUUUUUUCGGGACCGUAGCAUUGGUUCAGAUUCUCCCAUAUCUGGAUUGAUUGCCUUGCUCACUGCUGUCGAUGCUCUUUCUCACAUUCCUGAUCUAAGCAACCUUAAGAAACAGCUUGUGUUCGCUGUUUUUAAUGGUGAAGCCUGGGGUUAUCUUGGUAGCCGGAGAUUCUUACAUGAGUUAGAUGAAGGUGCUCAUUCUGUGAAUGGAAUUAACAGUUUAAUGAUUGACCAGGUACUGGAGAUUGGUUCUGUUGGCCAGGCUGUGAUUGAGGAGUAUCCAUCAUUUUAUGCACAUGCUGCAGGGAAUUCAUCAGCUUCAAAGAAAAUAUUAGAUGCACUGCAAAGUGCCAGCAAAUCACUUGGUUCUGAUAAUGUUAAAGUAAAGCAAGCAGCUUCAUCAAAUCCUGGGGUUCCACCAUCCUCAUUAAUGUCGUUCAUAAGAAAGAAUAUGUCAACCUCUGGAGUUGUGUUGGAGGACUUUGAUUCCCACUUUUCCAAUAGAUUCUAUCAUAGCCAUUUGGAUAACCCUGCAAACAUCAAUUCUUCAUCAAUAGCAGCAGCUGCUGCUUUAGCUGCCAGGUCGCUGUAUAUUCUUGCUAGUGCUGACUCAGUUGUCGAUCUCAUGACACUGAACACUAUAAAAGUGAAUGUUUCAUUGGUCAAAGAACUUGUUGGAUGUCUACUUAGUUGCAAUCCUGGUUUUUCUUGUGACCUCGUGAAAAGCUUCAUUUCUCCAAGCAGCAGUUCCUGCCCAAGUCACUAUGUUGGUGUUUUUCUGGAUGACCCUUCCGGCACACAGUUUCCUUCAUAUGCAGAUGACACCUCUCGGUUUGUAUGGAACUUCUUGGCAGACAGAACUUCUACUUCAGUGGGCAAUAAAAGCUCUUGUACUGGAAAGUGUGGUGAUGAAGGUGAAGUAUGCAUAAGGGCAGAGGUGGAGGGUGGAGGUAGAUGUGUUGUAUCUACAACCAGGUAUGUUCCUGCGUAUUCGACACGGGUGAAGUUUGAGGACAAUGCAUGGCACGUACUUCCAGCAAACUCGUCAGAUCCAAUGGGCGUCGUGGAUCCUGUGUGGACCGAAAGCUACUGGAACACAAUUGGCCUCAGGGUCUACGCAGUGCAAGAUUCAACAUACGAUUGGCUUAUCCUCCUUGCCGGGCUCAGUGUCACUACCGCUUCCUACUGCGCCGUGCACGUUGGCAGAGCAUACAUUUCGAAGGUCGUCAAGCGGGACUGAAGCAUUAUUGACCUGCUCCACUGACUCUGGGUACCCCGGUCUAUAUGUUCUGGGAUUUUGAUCUGGACAAUACAACUGAUUGAGUUGGCAAUUUGUAGAACAUUAGCUACACAUCAGCACAUGUGAUAGGGUGAUUGAACUGCCGAGAAGCCGCAAGGAAUUAUGGAGCCGUCCAGCUAAGGAGCCCUUGUCCUGGGCUGUUGUGAUGUGAAAAGGUGCCCCAGAUACGCUUGGCACUGAACAGGUUGGUAGAUUAUCAUACGCCUCUGUCUCGAGGUGGAUGUUUCCAGGAACGUGUGCUUUUUCUGGGUUUGUGGAUCAUUGGGUGAAUGCUACGUAUCCAGUUUUGGUUGCGUUUGCCUGUCCCUCACGACUCUUAUGGAUUUGCACACGCCAAUUAUUAUACUGGUAGUCUGGUACUCGCA
Molecule: messenger RNA, 2576 nt
Organism: Setaria italica (foxtail millet)
Lineage: Eukaryota; Viridiplantae; Streptophyta; Magnoliopsida; Poales; Poaceae
Product: nicastrin
Exons: 16
Coding region: 16-2151 (711 amino acids)
Biological process (GO): protein processing
Cellular component (GO): membrane
Source: RefSeq, a predicted model, not a curated record